Messenger RNA from Miscanthus lutarioriparius, 738 nucleotides. The record is from the annotation of a GenBank genome assembly. NCBI's taxonomy places the organism in Eukaryota, Viridiplantae, Streptophyta, Magnoliopsida, Poales, Poaceae.
AUGCCGAUGCUGGUGCCUUGUUUCCCUCGGCGUGCCUGCGUCGGCGAGCAGGUUGGCAAUCACCUCGCCACGUCCGGCGCCCGGGCGGAACUGCCAGGCGUGGUUGUCGUACACCACGCCGACGCCGUCGGGGAGCAGGUUUACAAGCACAUCGUCGCGUCCGACGCCUGGGCGGGGGAGCUGCAGCACGCGGUGGCCGAAGUUGUCGUAUACCGCGCCGACGCCAUCGGGGAGCAGAUGGACCUCGCCGCGUCCGGCGCCUGGGCGAGGCUGCAGCUGGUAGUGGCCGUAGUUGUCGUGCACCGGGACGACUCCCUCGGGGUCGGGGAGCUGCAGGCCGGCGACAAGGACCUCGUCGCCCGGGCCGGGCUGUCGCCAACGACCAUGCCGGGGCCGGGUUCGCCGUGGAACACGGCGACAAACAGCUCGCCACAUCCUGCGGCGGUGCGGACAAUGCGCGGGAAAUCGGAGUUGUGGUACACCGCGCCGAACUGGCCGUUGAAGAUGUCGCGGUGCAAGAGUUGGCUGUCGAACGUACCGGUGUGGACGUGGGCCUCGCCUCCAUGGACCGCGCCAGCCAUGACGAGCUCGGUGGACUCCACCACCGUCGUCGGCCUCGCCGUCUCGCCUCCGUGGUCCAUGUUCCCCAGCUCCUUCUUCUCCGGCAACGCGAACACCCGCACGGAGCGAGUGGUGAGCUUCCGACCCGCUUUGGUUGCUCGCUUGCUUGAGCUGUAG